CAAGCUCCCGUGACACAAGCUCCUACGACCGCCGCACAUGCAACUGUUCCGGUGACAACAAAAGCACCAACGGUCCAGAUAACAACACCGACACCGCUCUACUGCCCUGUAUGCGCCGAUGAUUUCACUGCAGACUGCCAGAGGAAUGCCAUGUGUAAAGCGAACGAAGGAUGUAUGCUUCAGGUUAUUGCAGGCAAACUUCAGACGGGCUGUGCUGAGAUUAAUGACUGUGAGUACCACGAGAGAGUUGGUGACAGUAUAUGUUGUAAGGACAAGAAUUGCACUGACUACGCCUUCCGGAACAUGCACUCUAUGAGUUACACCUGUCCGACUUGUCAGAAGACUCAAAAUCCAAAUUCAUGUUUGGCCCAUCAGGGUAAAUGUUCUUAUCGCAGCAAGGGUUGCAUGAUAACACACAACAACGGAGGAAUUUCAUCUGGCUGUAAUUCACAUCCAACAGCUUGUCAUAUGGCAGAGACGACAAACAGUGUACUGUGCAAUGUUCAUCCCAUUCCCUUCGCUUUUCAACCAACACUGCAGUGUAGUUUCUGUUGUCACAGAAAUGCAAGUACAUGCAUUUUGGAUGCGCUGGGAGCACAUGAUGUAUCAACCCCUCCGCCGACGUUGGGUCAUACGGCUGGAACCACAGCGGCGUCCUGUUUCGAUAUCGAGGAUGCUACGUUCAACUGUAAGAGUUUCGACGCUACGUACAACCUCUGUGUCCACUCCAGUGGUCUGAUGGCCCAACUAGCUACUACUAAGUGUCGUAAAACGUGCGGUAUAUGUGGAG
Molecule: messenger RNA, 790 nt
Organism: Mizuhopecten yessoensis (Yesso scallop)
Lineage: Eukaryota; Metazoa; Mollusca; Bivalvia; Pectinida; Pectinidae
Exons: 7
Source: RefSeq, a predicted model, not a curated record